AUGUGUGAUGAUGUCCCAGAUAAUUGGUGUACUGGGGAGAAAUGCCUUGUCCCUUGUCCUGAAGAUGGGAAACUUCAUGAAGGAACAAUAUGCUCUAUUGAAAAGGACAAGAAUGGAAAAUCAUUUGCUGUUGUAUCAUUCUCUGAGUCCGAAGAAAGAAAAAUACUAAUAACUGAGCUUCAUAGAGUCCAAGCCAGUAGAGGACCCUGGAAAAGCUUAAUAUUUGAUGAUGGCGACCUUGAAAAGCCUUAUUUUCCUGACCAAAAUUUUCCAUCUCCUGCAGUUGCUUUUAAAUUAUCUGACAAUGGCGAUUUUAUCCCAUAUACAAUUAACAGAUACCUGCGUGAUUAUCAAAGAGAAGGAGCCCAGUUUCUCUAUGGACACUAUACUAAUAAAAGGGGUUGUAUUCUUGGAGAUGAUAUGGGCCUUGGAAAGACAAUACAGGUAAUUUCAUUUCUGGCUGCAGUGUUGCACAAAAAGGGAACACGUGAGGAUAUUGAAAAUAAUAUGCCAGAAUUUCUACGGAGGACAAUGAAAAAAGAAUUGAAGUGUAACCCCAAGAAGACUUUCCUCAUAGUGGCCCCUCUUUCAGUGCUGUACAACUGGAAAGAUGAAUUAGACACUUGGGGGUACUUUAAGGUCUGUAUCUUACAUGGCAAUAAAAAAGAUGAUGACUUAAAUCGCAUCAAGCAAGGGAAAUGUGAAAUUGCACUUACAACGUAUGAGAUACUUCGCCUGUAUUUAGAUGAAUUUAACAGUGUAGAAUGGUCUGCUGUGAUAGUGGAUGAAGCACACAGAAUCAAGAAUCCAAAGGCUCAAAUAACGCAAACCAUGAAGUCAUUAAAAUGCAAUGUUCGCAUAGGCCUUACUGGAACCAUUCUUCAAAACAAUAUGAAGGAGCUUUGGUGUGUUAUGGACUGGGCUGUACCAGGACUUUUGGGUAGCAGAGGACAUUUCAAGAAGAAAUUUUCUGAUCCAUUGGAGCAUGGCCAGAGACACACUGCAACUAAAAGGGAGCUAGCAACAUGUCGUAAGGCCAUGGUGAAGCUAGCCAGAAAAAUGUGUGGCUCAUUCCUGAGACGUACCAAAGACCUUAUCAGUGAUCAAUUGCCGAAAAAGGAAGACCGAAUCGUGUACUGUUCCCUGACUGAAUUCCAGAAAGCAGUGUACCAGGCUGUGCUGGAGACAGAGGAUGUAAGCUUAAUAUUAGGAGCAGGAGAGCCCUGUACUUGCAGCAGUGGCCGUAAAAGAAAGAACUGUUGUUACAAAGUAAAUUCUCAUGGUGAAACAGUUAAGUCACUGUGCUUCAGUUACCUGACAAUUCUUCAGAAGGUUGCAAAUCAUGCUGCUCUGCUGCAGACAGACAACACUAGCAAGCAGCAGGAAGCACAUAUCAAACGGGUGUGCAGCCAGGUGUCUUCCAGUUUUCCAGAUUUUGUGCAGUUAAGGAAAGAUGCAGCCUUUGAAACAAUUUCAGAUCCAAAGUACAGUGGAAAAAUGAAGGUCCUUCAGCAGCUUUUAAAUCACUUCAGAAAAAACAAGGAUAAAGUUCUUCUUUUCUCCUUUUCCACGAGGUUGCUAGAUGUGCUGGAACAAUAUUGUAUGGCAUCUGGGCUAGAUUACCUCAGACUUGAUGGAAAUACAAAGUCAGAAGACAGGAUCAGAAUUGUAAGAGAGUUCAACACCGUUCAAGAAGUUAACAUAUGUCUUGUAUCUACAAUGGCUGGUGGACUGGGUCUUAAUUUUGUUGGUGCCAAUGUUGUUAUACUCUUUGAUCCUACGUGGAACCCUGCAAAUGAUCUUCAAGCUAUUGACAGAGCUUACAGGAUUGGCCAGUACAAAGCUGUUAAAGUAUUUAGAUUGAUAUCCUUGGGAACUGUAGAAGAGCUGAUGUACUUGCGACAAGUUUAUAAACAGCAACUCCACUGUGCGGUGGUUGGAAGUGAAAAUGCCAAACGGUAUUUUGAGGCAGUGCAAGGAUCAAAGGAACAUCAAGGAGAGCUUUUUGGGAUCCAUAACCUUUUCAGACUUAGGACUCAUGGGUCCUGUCUUACCAAAGACAUCCUGGAGAGGGAAGGGCAAGUAGAAGCAGGAGUCAUGACAGCAAAUACAUGGCUAAAGGAAGAGACUUCUCCAUGCAGCUUUGAAAAGGUUGAACAGCCAGGCUGUAUAGAUGAUAGAGAUCCCCAAAGCAUUAAGGCACAAUUAAAGAGAGAAGAAAGAGAUCUUUGUGAUGAUUUCAGUGAUGAUGAUGUUCUGGAAACUUCUGUGAAAAAAUGUGACAGCAGUAGGCCUUGCAGUACAAAUAAGGCAAUGGCAGCAAAGGGACAGCUUUCCUUAAUGCAGUGUGGAUUCUCUAAGUUGUUGCAGCAAGAAAUUGAAACUACCAAAGCAAAGGAUUAUAAUUAUAACUCACAUCAUUCAACUUCUGGUGAUCAGAUUAUAAGAACAAACGUAAAUACUAAGAGCAAUGAUUUUCAGAAAUGUCAAAGCCAUUUGGAACAUGGGAAAUCUACUCAGUCACCAGGUGAACCUGAUAAACAAGAUGCAUCUAGUACAGGCUGGCUUGUUUUAUCAGAUUCUGAGGAUGAAGGGGACAGGGAAAGUGAGGAUCAAGGCAUUUCAAAGCAAAGUUACACAGUCAUGAAAACUGAAAGCAGUUCUGAAGAGGAUACUGAUGUCAUCUUUCCUACCCAAGUUCCAGCACAUCAGCAAACAAUGCCUACUAAAAAAGUUGACAUAUACAGGUCAAUAUCUGAAAACCAUGAAGAGUUAGUGAAAGAAAAAGAUGGGCUUGUAUUUAAAGAUGAUAGUAGGCAUCUUGGAUUCAGUAGUACUGAGUCAAAUUUCAGCAAAGUCGUGUCUUUUGAAGACAUCAAGAAUAACAAAAGAGAUUUGAAAGAAGCAAGUGACCCAAGUGAUGAGUCUGAUGAUAUUGAAGUUUCUCAUAAUUCUGAAUCAAGAAAGUUAAGAACUUUCACAUUUCUGAAAUGGAAAGACCGACGUACACAUAACGAUGAACUGGGUAACGUUUCCAAAGCUCUGCUACAAGCAAAGAGGGCCAAUAGAAAAGAAAAAGAAAGUGAUUCUCAGCAUAUAGAUGAAUUUUCAUCUUCUGAAGAUAAUUUACCGGUUGAAAAAAUUCCUUCCAGAAAGCAAAGCCCUAAGAGUAGAAAACAGAGAGGCAGAGUUCAGUCUGGGUCUAAAAGGCUUCAUCUUAUUGAAGAUAGGUCUGUUUCAAAAAUGAAGUCUAGCAAUUGUGCUGUGCAUAGAACUUCUGCAAGUAAAACUGUAUUGGAACAUCAGGAGCAAAAAGUGGAAUCAAUGGACAGAUACUUAGAUGGUGUUCAAGAAGUGGCAUAUAUUCAUUCAAAUCAGAAGGUGGUUGGAUCCAGCAAAGCUGAGAAUUACUUGAGCCGGUGGGCAGUGCGAGACGUUUUUGAGUUGAAACAGUUUUCCCAGCUCCCUGCUAAUGUAGCAGUCUGUAGUGCCAAGAAAAAUGAAGAAACUCCAGAAGAUGACACAGCAGAGAAGAACAUUAUUAAGAGGGAGAAAGACAUGCUGGCUAACAGUGAUCAAUGUCACCGAUAUGUUGUGCAUCCUGUGACCCAGAAAAACAGGAAAGUACACAGAGUAGGUUCAACAACUUUCUUGAUUGGGAGCACGCCUAAAAGAAUCUGCAGGAGACAAUUUGAGGAAAUGGUAUCCCACUUUAAUAUGGGAUCAGUGGAAGAACUUGCAGAACAUAUUGCAAAAGCUACGUCACAAACAAGACAGAAGAUGUUGAAGGAAUUCUACAUAUCUAAGCAUCCAGAAGUGGACUCUUUCUUCACAGCUGAAGUACCAGCACAAGCUUCACAUGACUGUGAGGAAAGAGAAUUGGGUACAAUACGCCCCAGAAAAAGAAAAUCCAUUGUUAAUUUUGUAAGAUCAAAGUCUACUUCUUCAUCAGCUAAAGGACUACUUCUGAGCAGAGCUACAGAAGUGCAGAGCCAUAAAGGAGAAAUAGAGCAGCUUCACAGUGACGCCUACUUGCAAGAUGUGUGUGUUGAUGCAAAAUAUAAACAACCACCUACAGUUGCAUGUCAACAUAUCAAAAAGAGAAACAGGCAGACAUUCAAGGAUUUUAUGGAAUGUGGCUCAUUAAGCAGUAAAUCAAGAAUAAUUGAGGUGCUGCCUGUAAAAGGCUGUGAAGAAAAGCAGGACUUCGAAGGAACACAACUGCCAAGAAAAAGAUCCCUGUCUCAGUCAGAAAACAGGGAGAGAAAAGCUCUGACUUGUAAGAAAAAGUCUUUUGUGGACUUACUUGGAGAUACCACUAUUCUCAACGACCUCUUCAGGAAUGAUGCAAAUGCUCCUACAGAAUCACCAAGGAAAGUCCCCUCAAGCAAAGCUGAAAAAUCACAGGAGAGACCAAAGGAUUUCUGGGAUAUGCUGAAUGAGCAGAAUGAGGAGAGCCUCAGAAAGCUGACAGAUAUAGCAGUCAUAGAGAAGUUAUGUGAAAGAGCACCUCAUCCCCCAGUGACAGAAGAGAAAGAAGUGUGUGAAAGUUCUCUUUGGAAAAAAAAUGAAAAAUUUCUGUGGAAAAGAUACAAUUCAGAUGAUUCAGAUGAACCAUCCACUGCUACAUCUUGAAAUUUAGUUAAAUGAAAGGUUUUUUUUAUGAGAGUUGCACUAUAUUUUAG
This is a messenger RNA of Indicator indicator, 4685 nucleotides long. It is a transcript of the gene ERCC6L2, whose product is annotated as ERCC excision repair 6 like 2. The coding region runs from base 1 to 4635 and encodes 1544 amino acids. Lineage: Eukaryota; Metazoa; Chordata; Aves; Piciformes; Indicatoridae. The transcript has 19 exons. Gene Ontology annotation, molecular function: ATP binding; ATP-dependent chromatin remodeler activity. The record is from RefSeq and is a predicted model, not a curated record.